This is a messenger RNA of Penicillium olsonii, 816 nucleotides long. The record is from the annotation of a GenBank genome assembly. Lineage: Eukaryota; Fungi; Ascomycota; Eurotiomycetes; Eurotiales; Aspergillaceae.
AUGUGGAUCAUAUCAUUUUGGAUGUUCCCACUGAUUUCAGCAUGCAUGUGGGUUGCAAUGCUGAUUGCCAUGCUGGUCAGCUGGGUCUACGAUGGCAGACCUCAUUACGGAGGCAUGGACAAAGUCCAGACCAUCGCGUACAUCUCCAACGUCGGCGCAGAGCGUCUCCAACCGCUCUUCAUUGGCGGUAGUGUCGUGACAGUGGUAUUCUUGGAUCUGGCAUUCCUCUCAGAGAGAUGGCUUCGACACUCGAAACAGCUUGCGGCCAAUAAGGGCAAGCUUGACAAAGCGUGCGCGGUCCUUUCGAUCUUCUUCGCGAUCGCCGGCGCGGCAGGAUUGAUCCUCCUUUCGAUCUUCGAUACCAAACACCACCCUAAGCUGCAUGAUGGGUUCUUGGGUCUGUUCUUGGCUGGAUAUAUCGUCAGCGCGAUCCUGAUUUGCGGCGAGUACCUUCGCAUUGGAAUCUUCUAUCGUCGCGAACAUCGUGUUCUGCUGGCCAGUUUCUUCAUCAAACUUGCUUUCAUUAUUAUCGAGGUUGGCCUGGCCAUUGGCUUCGGAAUCUGCAUGAACGGCAGCGGCAGUCGCCAGAACACCGGUGCUAUUCUGGAAUGGACGAUUGCGUUCGUCUUCACGGGCUAUGUCCUGUCUUUCGUCGUGGAUCUGCUGCCUUCUGUUCGCACCCGUCACCAUGUUCCUCAAGGCGAGAAGUUCGCCAUGGGCCACACUGGCCCUGAAGAGGCUGUCUCUAUCGAGGAGCCAUUGACCCACGACUCAGCUGGACCCAACACCGGCUUCUACCGCGGUCAGCGCGUUUAA